Fusarium poae is the source of this 1458-nucleotide messenger RNA. RefSeq lists its product as uncharacterized. The record is from RefSeq and is a predicted model, not a curated record. The transcript has a single exon. Lineage: Eukaryota; Fungi; Ascomycota; Sordariomycetes; Hypocreales; Nectriaceae. Gene Ontology annotation, cellular component: cytoplasm. The coding region runs from base 1 to 1458 and encodes 485 amino acids. Gene Ontology annotation, molecular function: calcium ion binding; calcium-dependent phospholipid binding.
AUGACUUCACCACAACCUCCGUACUGGCAGCACCCUCAGGGACAAACAGGAUAUCCAGCCCAGGAACUACCUGGUCAGACGUACUAUCAGAACCCACAAGGUCAACAUCAACAACAACCGUAUGGUUACCCUCAGCAGGGGCCACCAGGAGCCCAACCCAAUCAGCAGUAUGGGUAUCAAGCUCCCUCCGGUCAGCAACAGUACCCUCCUUCGGGUCAGCAAGGCCAAUAUCAGCAACCGCCUCAAGGAUAUCCGCAACAGGCCCCGUAUGGUCAACAAGUUGCUCCUCAAUCUCAGUAUGGGCAGCAGCCGCCACAAGCUCCUUAUGGUCAAGGACAAUAUCCGCAGUCUUAUUACCCACCUCAACCUCACGGCGCUCCUCAGCAAGCUCCACCUCCGCAUCCAGAUCAACAAUGGCAUCAUCAAGCAGGACAACAGCAAUACAGUGCACCUGCAUCCAAUUUUGCGCCAACACCAGCAUCGCCAGGCUACGACCCAGCUCAAAAGGCUUGGGUUCAGCCUGUCGACACAGCGUCCGACGUCGAGGCUCUUCGAAAGGCGAUGAAAGGCAUGGGCUGCGACGAGCGAGCAUUGAUUCGUAUCUUAGUAAGCCCAAAGUACGCCAAUCCUUGGAAGAUGGCUCAGCUUGUACGCGACUACAACAGUCGCUUCAUGCGUGAUCUAGCCAAGGACAUCGAGAGUGAAACUCGUGGCGACUUUGAGACCUGUCUCUUAGCCUUGAUUCGUGGACCGCUGGAAAAUGAUGUCUGUAACCUAUCAAAGGCCCUCAACCGCGCAGGCACCGACGAAGAUGCUCUAAACGACGUGCUCUUGUGCCGUUCAAAUGCGGAUAUCCGAGCUAUCUGUGCCGAGUACAGGCGUGUCCGAGGAAAAGAACUCCACGUUGAUGUGAAGGACGACGUCGAUGAUACUCUGUACAGACUCUACAGCAUGGUGCUCUCAGCUACUCGCGCAGAGGAUAGUGCGCCUGUCAUCCCCGCAGAGAUUGAUCAGAAGGUCACGGAGCUUCAAAGGGCUACUGAAGGAACGAUUGGCGCCAACGCAGUUGCUGUGGCGCAAAUCUUCACCAGCAGUAAUGAAGCCCAGUUGCGUGCCGUCAAUGAAGCGUAUCGCUUCAAGUAUCACCGUAGUCUCGAGACUGUCAUCGAGAAGGAGUUUCGGGGUGACAUGGAGGAUGCUUUGCUACGGAUAUUAUACCAUGCUUUGGACCGAGCUCGCUCCGAUGCGGGACGACUACAGAGGCCUUUGAACAAGUCUUUUGGGAAGAAUCGUCUCUUUAUCAAUAGACUUGUCAGUCUAUACUGGGAUCAAGGACGUUUGCAUCAGACGAAUAUGGCAUACAAACCAGUGACGGGCUCAACCUUGGCCGGAAACAUCAAGUCUGAGCUGAGUGGCGAUUACAAAGACUUUGCUUUGGCGAUAAUCGGGGAGAAAUAG